AUGCCAACUUUAGAAGAAUUAGAGUCGCAACAGGAUGGAGAAGAUUCUCUCGACUUGGAGAUCCUACAAUCAUCGACAGCCGAUAUAAUCAAUAGAACAAAAUUGCUAGACAAUGACAUCAAGGUAAUGAGGUCGGAAUCACAGAGGCUAACCCAUGAAAAGACAAUGAUGUUGGAGCGGAUCAAGGAUAACCAGGAGAAAAUCAACAACAAUAAGCAAUUGCCCUACCUUGUUGGUAAUGUAGUGGAAUUAUUAGACUUGGACGUGGAGAAAGAGGCCAGCGAGCAAGGAGCCAACGUUGAUAUAGAUGCGGCAAGGUCGGGGAAGUCUGCUGUGAUCAAGACUUCAACGCGACAGACCAUUUUUUUGCCAAUGAUUGGGCUUGUAGAUCAUGAGCAGUUGAAGCCAAACGACUUGAUUGGAGUCAACAAGGAUUCGUACUUGAUUCUCGACACUUUGCCCUCGGAGUACGACUCCAGAGUCAAGGCUAUGGAGCUUGACGAGAAGCCAACAGAGACAUAUUCCAAUAUUGGUGGGUUGGAUACUCAGAUUGAGGAAUUGAUCGAGGCUGUUGUGUUACCAAUGAAGCAAGCUGAAAAGUUUCAAAAGUUGGGAAUCAAGCCACCAAAAGGUGCAUUGAUGUAUGGUCCUCCAGGUACAGGUAAGACACUUUUAGCCAGGGCAUGUGCUGCACAAUCUGGUGCCACUUUCUUGAAGCUAGCUGCGCCUCAGUUGGUGCAAAUGUUUAUUGGAGAUGGUGCCAAGUUGGUGCGAGAUGCGUUUGCGUUGGCCAAGGAGAAGGCGCCCACCAUUAUAUUUAUUGAUGAGUUGGAUGCAAUUGGUACAAAGAGAUUCGAUUCCGACAAGAGUGGUGAUAGAGAAGUGCAAAGAACGAUGUUGGAGUUGUUGAACCAGUUGGAUGGGUUUGGAUCUGAUGAUAGAGUAAAAGUGUUGGCAGCAACAAACAGAGUCGAUACCUUGGACCCUGCAUUAUUGAGAUCAGGAAGAUUGGACCGUAAGAUUGAGUUUCCGCUUCCAUCGGAGGAGGCUAGAGAGUCUGUGUUGAAGAUUCAUGCAAGAAAACUACACUGCGAUAAUGACUCAAUCAACUGGAGGGAGUUGGCCAGGUCCACUGAUGAGUUUAACGGUGCGCAAUUGAAGGCAGUUACUGUUGAAGCAGGUAUGAUUGCAUUGAGAAAUGGAAAGUCUAUUAUCAGGCACGAGGACUUUGUAGAGGCUAUCAGUGAAGUACAAGCAAGAAAGUCCAAAUCUGUCAAUUUCUACGCUUAG
Messenger RNA from Lodderomyces elongisporus, 1290 nucleotides. RefSeq names its product proteasome regulatory particle base subunit (gene RPT5). The transcript has a single exon. Gene Ontology annotation, molecular function: ATP hydrolysis activity; ATP binding; proteasome-activating activity. Bases 1 to 1290 code for a protein of 429 amino acids. Lineage: Eukaryota; Fungi; Ascomycota; Pichiomycetes; Serinales; Debaryomycetaceae. The record is from RefSeq and is a predicted model, not a curated record. Gene Ontology annotation, biological process: proteasome-mediated ubiquitin-dependent protein catabolic process. Gene Ontology annotation, cellular component: proteasome regulatory particle, base subcomplex.